UGUUUAUUUUUGGAAAAAUUCGUUCUUUUAUGUUUUUGGCGUGAAAUUUUUCGUUUUUUUGAUUUAGAGUUGAAGAAUGGCGAGUGUUGGAGAAGCAGAAGUAGAGUACGAAAGCGAUCCGGAAGAAGCGAAGUUGUCGUUGAAGAUGCGUAGGAAAGAAGCUAGCGAUGAUGAGGACGUGGAGGAGAGAGAAAGUAGAGAGAAGAUUGAAUCCGAUGGCGAAUCGGAGGGACAAGGUGCUGCUGCCAAUUACGAUGAAGAUGAGGAGGAAGAAGAAGAAUACGACGACGAAGAGUAUGUGGAGGACGAUGAAGCUUAUGAGGAGGAGGAGGAAGUAGGUGGAAUUAGUGGUGAUGUUCCUGAGGAAAUUGUUAAGGAGGUUGAGGCAGUAGUUGCGGGAGAAGAAGGAAAAGGGAUUGGUGAUGGCAAUGAGAAUAAUGUGCAGGGUGAGGAGGAGAAGAAACAGAAUGAACCUUAUGCUGUGCCUACUGCUGGAGCGUUUUAUAUGCACGAUGAUAGGUUUCGAGACAAUGCUGGUGGUGGGAGAAACAGGCGGACUUUUGGUGGAAGGAAGUUAUGGGAAUCCAAAGAUGAUCGGAAAUGGGGACAUGACAAAUUCGAAGAGUUGAGUGUGGAGGAGAGGCAUUAUGAAGAGGGUAGGAGGGGUUCAAGGGGUCGUUAUCGAGGCCGAGGUAGAGGGCGAGGGCCUGAACGUGGAACUGUCCGAGGACGAAGACCGAAAGCAUAUGUCAAUGACAGCAAUCGGGACAACAAUAACAGCCUGAAGAUUCAGAAUAAUGCUUCAAAAGGUAUGAGAGGUCGGGGUCCAAGAAGGUAUCGACCCUCAUUUAAGGACAACAUUGAUGCACCCGCUCCACCGAACAAACAAUCUGGUCUGUCAGUUGAGAAACAUUCAUAUCAUAGCACAGCCAAACCAUCUGCUCCUGUAUCAAAUGUAGAAAAUGAUGCAGUGACAGCUGCUAAGCAAGGGUUUGUGUCAAGCUUGAAUUCUGCUUCUCCUCCAUUUUACCCCUCUAGUUCCUCCGCUAAAGAGACCACUAUGACACACAAGAGGGAACUGCAAACUGGGGCAAGUAGCCACAGUGUUCAGCCUUCUGUCUUAGGAGAUAGUUCUGCUACCGCACAAUCAACUUCAGUGUUGCGAGGGAAGAAAGCCAGUGAUUCAAUUAGCCUUGACAAACUUAAUAUUGCUGAUCCUAUUACUGCAGUAGCUUCGAAGGUUUCACCCGGUUUGCAGUUGGCUCCUGGUUCCUCGACAAUAAGUCCUACUCAGUCGCAGCCAUUGAGAGGCCAAGGAAGAGGAUUUAAUCCAAUGCCAAAUGUGAAUUACCAAUCUCCUGUAAUAAAUAAUCAAUUCAACAGAGUUUCUCAGCCAACAAAUCUCCCGUCUACUCAGAGAAAUCCUGUUCUAGGUCGAGGGCAACCUUCUUUCCAAGCUACUGGUCACCAGUUUGCUCAGCGAUCUGGUACUAGAUCUCAAGGUUCAUCUCCUCCGAAAACUGGACAAUCUAUCCCUGAAGCUGGAGAGUUUGAAUCUUCUUCCGAUACAAGUAAGUCAAAGAAUGCUCUGGUUGCAAAAGGAAAAGGCACUUUUCAGAGCACUGGAAAGGGAUCAGUUCUCUACGGUGGAGCUCAGGUUAUGGGUGCACCUGGAAGCAUGGGUAGGGGUGAUCAGAACUUUGCUGCAACACCAGCCUUUUUGCCAGUCAUGCAAUUUGGUGGCCAGCACCGUGGUGGCAUUCCUGCUGUUGGCAUGGCCUUUCCUGGAUAUGUUGGUCAGCCUCAACUUGGUUUGGGAAAUUCUGAGAUGACAUGGUUGCCAGUUUUAGCUGGGGCUGCUGGAGCAUUAGGUGCAGCAUACUGUUCGCCAUAUAUUUCUGUCGAUGGUGCUUAUCAUGCUCGCCCAUCCGGGCAACUAUCUUCUCUCACUGCUGCUCCAAGCAAAGAGAAUAAUACCAGUAAACCAAAUAAUGAGAGCAUGCCCCAACAGAGACCAGAGCUCUCAAAUGAUGACUUGGGCCAGCGUCAGAAGAAUCCUCGCAGAUAUACAGAGAUGAAGUUCGAUCAGUGAGCUAGUUUGUAGAUUGAAGCUCUGUUUGAAUAAGCAGAUUAAGGCCUUCUCCCAGACCCUAUGUUCUCCGAAUGUUGAUUUGGAGUAUCUAGGGCUCUCAUGUGUUGUGAUGUAUUUUAGGUUUGCAUGACAAACGCCUGCUCAUGCUGCUUCACUUUCGGGGAUACACUGCAGCUUGACGGGUGGCAAUUAUUUGUUUAAAUAUGUGGUACUUGUGGCUUGGUUUUUCUUUUAACUUAAGGAAAUGGAAAAUGAUGAUUGGUUUCUUCAAAUGGUGAUGAAAAUAAUGGUAAAAAAGGCCCAGAAGCGGUCGCAGCUGUUAUCUUAUUAUGUGAAGUUUUUCUCUUCUAAAUAGACGGCCGGGCCGUAGUGUCUUUCCUAGUUUUCCGUUAGUGGCCUUAAGUUACUACUUAUUUGGUGGAUACUUUCAGGGUUUUGUAGUUAAUAUUAUGUUAACAAGAGAGCUUUGCUUACUCAGACAUUUAAUAAUAAAUUUUGUUUCGAAG
This is a messenger RNA of Lycium ferocissimum, 2598 nucleotides long. Its product is annotated as protein MLN51 homolog. Lineage: Eukaryota; Viridiplantae; Streptophyta; Magnoliopsida; Solanales; Solanaceae. Gene Ontology annotation, cellular component: exon-exon junction complex. The coding region runs from base 77 to 2092 and encodes 671 amino acids. The record is from RefSeq and is a predicted model, not a curated record. The transcript has 12 exons. Gene Ontology annotation, biological process: mRNA processing. Gene Ontology annotation, molecular function: mRNA binding.